UAAGCCCUUGUAGCCAAAGUCUGGAGUGGUUGCAUGCACCAUUAUGGCGCUUUCUGGCUGUCCUUUUGGUGUGUUGGUGGCGAUUGUAGUCGUGUUAGCCGGUGAUGUUGCUGUGGCUCAGCGUCAGUACACCGGAGCGCUGAAUAAAUAUGACUCUCUUGCACGGCUGCCUCAGCAACCAACAAAAGUCUCCCAUCCACCUGAGGGUCAUUUUGACAGAUGCCAAGUGGAGCAGCGUGAGAGGAUCCUGUGCGGCAGCCCAGAGAUCACCAACCAACAGUGUGCAGAGAUCAACUGCUGCCAUGAUGGAAGGCAGUGCUACUACAGCAAAGCGGUGACCGUGCAGUGUACUAAAGACGGACAGUUUGUGGUGGUGGUUGCUCGGGAGUCCACUUCGCCCCCUGUGGAUGUGAAUUCCGUCAGCCUGCUGGAAACCAACGAUCCCUCAUGUAGUGCGGUUGAUGUCAGCUCCACUUUCGCCAUCUUUCAGUUUGCCAUGACCCUGUGUGGCACUACGGUCAAGCAGGAGGAAGAUGGUUAUGUGGUUUAUGAGAACCACAUGUCGUCGUCAUAUGAUGUGGGAAUCGGCCCCAGAGGCUCCAUCACCAGGGACAGCCAUUUUGAGUUGCUCUUCCAGUGUAGAUACUUGGGCACCGCCGUGGAGGCUCUAAUCAUGGAGGUAAACACUAUUCCCCCACCUGGGUCAGUCGCUGCUGCUGGAGACCUCAGAGUGGAGCUCAGACUGGGUAAUGGAGUGUGUCUCUCAAAGGGCUGUGUGGAGGAAGAGGCAGCGUACAGCUCCUUCUACACCGCAACAGACUACCCAGUCACCAAAGUGCUGAGGGACCCAGUGUAUGUUGAGGUGCGCAUUCUCGAGAAGGCAGACCCCAACAUAAUCUUGAACCUGGAGCACUGCUGGGCCACAACAACCCCUAAUCCUCAGAGCCUGCCCCAGUGGGAUAUCCUCGUAAAUGGUUGUCCCUACCAUGAUGACCACUACCAGACCACUUUGGUGCCUGUGCAUGGAUCCUCCGGCCUUCGAUACCCAAGCCAUUAUAAACGUUUCAUCUUCAAGAUGUUCUCCUUUGUGGAUCAAAGCACCUUCAGCCCUCAGAAAGAUAGGGUCUUCAUCCACUGUUCCACAGCCGUGUGCUAUGAAAGUAGCACACACUCUUGUGAACAACCGUGCCGUAGACAACGUCGUUCUCUGGCUGUAGUGAAUAAGUCUCAGAACCAGGGGGCUUUGGUAUCAAGCCAUGAGGUGAUUCUGACUCCGCCUUGGAAAAGAUAACUUACUGCAAGCUGGUCAUGACUUUUAAUAAAGGCUUGCUGAAAAGCA
Nerophis ophidion (straightnose pipefish) is the source of this 1339-nucleotide messenger RNA. RefSeq names its product zona pellucida sperm-binding protein 4-like. Gene Ontology annotation, cellular component: egg coat. The transcript is spliced from 8 exons. Lineage: Eukaryota; Metazoa; Chordata; Actinopteri; Syngnathiformes; Syngnathidae. Gene Ontology annotation, biological process: prevention of polyspermy; binding of sperm to zona pellucida. Gene Ontology annotation, molecular function: acrosin binding; structural constituent of egg coat. The coding region runs from base 44 to 1291 and encodes 415 amino acids. The record is from RefSeq and is a predicted model, not a curated record.